GGCAACCUGACACUUUUCGCGGCAACGCGUACCGCGCGCACGACUCGCACGAUUUCAGGCAGUUUCAGGUUCAGAUGCCUGCGGAUGCCUUGAUAGACGCUUGAAUUAAACGAAGAGAGAGUGUUAAGAAUAGGCAAGAGAUUCAAGUUAGACGUAGAAACUCAGACGAUAAGGUCACAAUGAGUAAAAUAAAGGAAUCUCCUCCAACUGACAACGAGACGGAAGAGGAAUUCAGCGUUGAAAAAGUUCUGGACAGAAGAGUCGUAAAGGGAAAAGUCGAAUACUUCCUGAAAUGGAAAGGCUAUUCAAACGAUGAAAAUACAUGGGAGCCAGAAGAAAACCUAGAUUGUCCAGAUCUGAUCGCCCAGUUUGAAGAACAGCGCAAGAAGAAAGAAGCAGCUGCUUCUGGAAAACGACAUGAAGAGAAGGAGCAGAAAAAAAGAAAGAGCAAUAAUACUCCGACGCCCACUCAAGUUAAGAAAAAGACAGCAGUGGAAGAAAAGAAGCUGGAAGGUAAAGGAUUCGAUAGAAAUCUGGAACCCGAACGUAUUAUUGGCGCCACAGAUUCCAGCGGCGAGCUGAUGUUUUUAAUGAAGUGGAAGGGGACGGAUGAUGCAGACCUGGUACCCGCGCGCAUCGCUAACGAGAAAUGCCCUCAGAUUGUAAUCAAAUUUUACGAAGAACGACUCACGUGGCACAGCCCAGCUCACGAUGAGGACUCGACGAAACCUGACCUAGAGUAGCAUAUAACGUUCCUUCAUGAUUUAUUUUUAUCAUCGCAAAGUAUUCCACUGUAACAAUUAUCUUAUUAAUUACGAGUUUUCUAACUUUUGUAGGUAAGAAAUAAAUAUAUAAAACAUUUUUCGAACCUCA
This is a messenger RNA of Wasmannia auropunctata (little fire ant), 873 nucleotides long. Its product is annotated as chromobox protein homolog 1-like. The transcript is spliced from 4 exons. Gene Ontology annotation, biological process: negative regulation of transcription by RNA polymerase II; chromatin organization. Bases 180 to 743 code for a protein of 187 amino acids. Gene Ontology annotation, cellular component: pericentric heterochromatin; nucleus. Gene Ontology annotation, molecular function: chromatin binding. NCBI's taxonomy places the organism in Eukaryota, Metazoa, Arthropoda, Insecta, Hymenoptera, Formicidae. The record is from RefSeq and is a predicted model, not a curated record.